UAAAGAUUUCUGUAACUAAAACCUAAAACCAAACCAAAUACAGAUCAAUGUAACAUAACUGUGAACAUAACCUUAUAUACUGUUCAUUUAUUUCUGUGAUUUAUUUUGAAACUGUGUUUUGAAAUUAAAGCUGAAAAGUAAAAAUAUUAGGUGGCAAAAGAAAAUGAUAACUCCACGAUUUAAACUAACUCAAGAUGAUAACUUUGUUUUCAUUAAUAUUCGUGCCCCUUACUCCAAUUUACGUGAAUUGGAUAUAUAUGUUGAUGAAAACGUAUUCCUUUUCUCUUGUAAACCGUAUUAUCUAAGAUUAAUUUUACCAGGAAACAUAAUAGAAAAUGAGCGGAUGAAAACUUCAUUUGAUACCGAUUUAGGAGAGUUUUCUUUUACGUGUCCCAAGCAGAAUCCAGGUGAACAUUUUAAAGAUCUUGAUCUUAUUACAAAAUUAUUAGUACCGAAAGUGGAAGCUCAAUUAAAUGAAGGUACUAUUAAUAUAGAAGUGCUGUCUGAAAACGUCAAUGAUAACGAUGUUAAUAUAAAUAACUGUGAAGACCAUCUUAACAAUGAUAAUAUCGACAGAACUAACUUGAACUAUGGAUUUGGAUUUGCUUUAAGAGCCAGGAAAGAUUUUGUCAAGAUCAGUUCAAUGUUUGAUGAUGUUUUUGAAAUAGACCCUUGUCAGGUUGCGCUACUAGAAAGGCGUAAACUUAGAAUACAGUAUGAACAAGGGAAAUUCAAUGUAGAUCAUUAUAUAGCGGAUUUUAGUGAAGAUGCUGAAAUAAACGAGAUAAUUGCAUUGCAGUCUCCUUGGGCUCGGUUAAGUAAAUCAGAUUUUAGUUUUACUGAUCAUGAAUUAGAUUUCUUAAAGGAUCUUCCAAACAUACAAUACUGUAUAAGUGAAGAACAAAAUAACUAUUGUAUGAAUGGCCUCCUUGAUAUAUUAUUUGCAUAUUGUUAUGACCAAAGAUCUACAUGUUUUGAGAAGAAUAUAGAAUCUGGCUGGACCAUUGUUAAACUUGCAGCCACAUUAAACUGGCUUGAUGUUUUUGAUUCACCCAAAGAAGCAUUAACCACUUCGUUUAGACGUAGUGUCAUUUACCCUUUAUACCGAAAUUUUAAUUUAAGUCAGAAAGUGUUUGAAGACCUGAAACAUAUUAUUAGUUUAGAUGAAAGGUAUAUUAUAAGAAUUUUAAUAGACAUCCACCAAAUAUUUUUGAAGGGUGAUUGUUGCCGUUAUAUAUUGAACAAUUUAUUUAUUAGAGAUUAUAUAACAUACAUUAUGAAAUGGCAUAAAGAUUUAUGGCAAUCUUUAGUACAGGAAACAUUAAAACUUGAAAUUAGGAAAGAAGAUCUUGGACUCAAUCUACAAGAAAUUGAAAAUGAUUUUAAAUUACAUGAGAAAUUUGCUGCGAUGAAAUUAGAUGUGGAAAGAGAUAGUGACGAUUCUGAAUAUACAUCAUCCGAAGACACGUCUGAUGAUUCUUCUAGUUCGGAAUAUUCUACAGACUCUGAAACUGACUCUGAUGAUUAUUCAGAUCCAGCAUAUAAUUUACCAGAACACUUAAAAUAGAAUUUUUUUUGUUUAAUAACUGUUUUGUUUAUAUUGUAUAGAUGUAUGGAUAAGUGUUUAAUGUUCAGUGCAAUUUUGUGAGGCUUAUAUAAAUGUAAAAUAAAUUGUGAAUAA
Messenger RNA from Sitophilus oryzae (rice weevil), 1681 nucleotides. Its product is annotated as protein SHQ1 homolog. The coding region runs from base 164 to 1567 and encodes 467 amino acids. The record is from RefSeq and is a predicted model, not a curated record. The transcript has a single exon. Gene Ontology annotation, biological process: box H/ACA snoRNP assembly. NCBI's taxonomy places the organism in Eukaryota, Metazoa, Arthropoda, Insecta, Coleoptera, Curculionidae. Gene Ontology annotation, cellular component: nucleoplasm; cytoplasm.